Molecule: messenger RNA, 1730 nt
Organism: Aspergillus ibericus CBS 121593
Lineage: Eukaryota; Fungi; Ascomycota; Eurotiomycetes; Eurotiales; Aspergillaceae
Product: putative MFS multidrug transporter
Exons: 2
Coding region: 134-1666 (510 amino acids)
Biological process (GO): transmembrane transport
Molecular function (GO): transmembrane transporter activity
Source: RefSeq, a predicted model, not a curated record
CGUGGUGCUUGUCAUUAAUACCGCUCGUCUUGUCUAGUUCUUGGACAAUAAAGACCCGCGAGGUCGUCUGACAGACUGUUUUGCUCUUCAUACCUCUUUCUGAGGGUGUUGUCAUCUUCUCUUCCAUCGCAACAUGACAGUCGGAGAUGACGGGGAGAAAUCCUCGGUCCCCUCCAGCGACAUUACUGAGGUGACAAUUGUUGACUGGGACGGACCCAAGGACCCCAAGAAUCCCUUCAACUGGUCUAACCCCAGGAAAUGGCUCAUCACGAUUACUGCCCUCUUGACCACCUUUGUGGCCCUCAUGAACGGUACCAUGAUCACGGUGGCGCACGAAGCGAUCAACGACGAAUUCAACAUUAGCGAUGCGAACUUUCCGAACUCAUAUUGGCCUGUGGCCUCUUGGACCAUGGGUGGCGUCUUCUUUUCUCUGCUCAUCCUCCCCAUCAUGGAGGAUUUUGGCAUCCGACGCUCGUUACUGAUCACCCACUUUGUGCUCAUUAUUUUCAUCAUUCCCCAAGCUGUGGCUCAAAAUUUCGCCACCCUCAUUAUUGUCCGGUUUUUCGCUGGUGGCUGUGUGGCGGUACUUGGGAACAGCUCAGCCAGUAUCAUCGGUAACCUUUUCGAAUCGGAGAUGGACCGCACCAAGCCCGUCGCUCUAUGGAUCGUGGCCUAUCUGGGUGGAAGUAGCGCCGGACCGGUGAUCGGUGCCGCCAUUUUCCAAUUUCUCACCUGGCGGUGGCUGUCAUACUUGCAACUGAUCUGGUGCGGGGCGUUGUGGGUCGUGAAUGUCGUGAUUCUCAAAGAAACCCGAGGGUCGGUCAUUCUACAACGUCGCGCGAAGAAACUCCGAGCCAAGGGGGAAAACGCAUACACUCAACACGAACUUCAAGCGGAACCCCUGCGUCAGGUGUUACUGACUAGCAUUCAUCGGCCUUUCAAGAUGCUCUUCACAGAGUACGUCAUCUUCUUCGCCACGCUAUGGUCGGCCUUUACCGUCGGCACGCUGUAUCUGUUCACGCAAUCCGUCGAGCAAGUUUUCGUGGGACUUUACAAUUGGACCCCGGUGCAAUCGGGAUACAUUCAAGCUGCAAUUGUGAUCGGAGAAGCUUGCGGAUGGACCUUCUCCUUGUUCUCUGCGCGGGUAUAUUUCAAGUCGGCCAAACGGAAUAAAGAGGAUCCUGGGAUGCCCAUCCCGGAAUCCAGACUCUAUCUCUCCGUGGGCGGAGGUAUCUUUGGUAUCGCCGGCGGCAUGUUCGUGUACGCGUGGACCUCCUACCCAUCCAUGCCAUGGAUCGCCCCAGCCAUCGGUCUCUGGAUGGUCGGAGUCGGCAGUGUGGUGGUCGUCAGUGGUAUUGCCGAUUACGUGGUCGACGCCUACUGCAAAUACGCCGGCAGCGCCGUGGCCUGUUUCGUGGUAGGUGAGAAUACUGUCGCCGCGUUUCUGCCUCUCGCUACCUCGAACAUGUACACGACAUUGGGAUUUCAGUGGGCGAGUACGCUGUUGGCGUUUAUCAGUCUGUUGUUGACCUUGGCGCCGUUGUCGUUUAUUGUCUGGGGAAAGCAGAUCCGGGAACGCAGUCCGUUUAUGGCCGAAGCCAUGCUCGAUAAGCGGGCCGAGAUACAUCAUACUGAUGGACCGGCGAGGGAGAUCCGGGAGACGUAGGUGUUGGAUGUCUUGGACGAGUAAUGACUGAGCAUGGCCUGGAGCCAGUGUACGGAUAGAUUUA